UGUGGAGUUUUUGAACUCACUUUUUACUGAGCGGUUGUUGGCGGUUGCAGGAGAAAUAUUUCAGGCAGUCAGAGAUCUUAUUAUUAAGUACCAGGAGCAAACAGAGUGCACCAAACAGGAAAAUAUUUACCUGAGGAAAAUGCUAACGGCUCAACACUUCCAUAAUGCACAAGAUGAUCAAACCACUCAAGCAUUUUCUCAGGAGUUACCGAACAUCACCCAUGGAGCCCUGGAAUUAAAUUCCUCAAGUAUACAAGUGAAGAUGGAGGAUUCAACCAUGCAUCAGAACAUUAAACCACAGCUAUCAUUAAAUAAUCAACCGGCAUGCACUUCUUCCUCUGCAGUGACUGCAUGUUGCGAUUUUCCAGAAAAGCCUAUAAGUGAUGGGAUUGAUAACAACUGUUUUCAUAAUAAGCCAGUAAUGCCAACAAAAUCUGAACCAUGUCAUUCCCUGAUCAUCUCUGAAAUCUCAUCCCCUGUGGUACAAACUGAAAUUGGAACAACUGAGAAUCAUUUGAAAGAUCUUCAAGAUAAUCACAGCCCAAACCUUCCGUCCAAGUGUCGAAUGAUAAAUGAUUCAUUGCAAAGUCAGACUUCUGAAUCAGUUUGUUUUUGUGAAUUUUGCGGAAAGCCUUUCCAACACCGUGCCGAGCUAAAUAAGCACUUGGUGGUCCAUGAAAAAGAGAGUCCAAGACCGUACCGCUGUGAAUGCGGGAAGUGUUAUUCAUAUGCACAAGUGCUUGAGGUCCACCAGCGGACUCAUAUAGCAGAGAGACCAUAUCAAUGUAGAUUUUGUGGCAAAGGUUUUAAUCGAAAGGGUCACUUAAAGGACCAUGAAAGAAUUCACACAGGAGAAAAGCCUUUUAGCUGUUCAAUUUGUGGAAAAUGUUUCACACAGUCCAGUCAGGUCAGGAAACACAUGAUCCACAAUCAUCGCAACGUGAAGUUAUCUUGAAUUAUCAUACAAAAAGGCCUGGAAGUACACCCUUACAUACUGAUGUAGCUUCCUUAUUCCUUUCUGUUUAAUGGUAUACCAGAUUGUUUACUUUGAUAUCUUGUCUUCAGUAAUUUAAAAGGUAACACAUUUCCACCUGGUGUACUGUAUGUUGUAAAACCUUUCAUUUAUUGCUUGGUAUUAUUAUCUUGGUAUUCUUUUUUUCUGUUGUAGUUUCUAUGAUGUAAAUCUUG
Messenger RNA from Trichomycterus rosablanca, 1188 nucleotides. RefSeq names its product zinc finger protein 135-like. The coding region runs from base 140 to 955 and encodes 271 amino acids. The record is from RefSeq and is a predicted model, not a curated record. The transcript is spliced from 2 exons. NCBI's taxonomy places the organism in Eukaryota, Metazoa, Chordata, Actinopteri, Siluriformes, Trichomycteridae. Gene Ontology annotation, molecular function: DNA-binding transcription factor activity, RNA polymerase II-specific; RNA polymerase II cis-regulatory region sequence-specific DNA binding. Gene Ontology annotation, biological process: regulation of transcription by RNA polymerase II.